This is a messenger RNA of Planococcus citri (citrus mealybug), 1269 nucleotides long. Its product is annotated as very long chain fatty acid elongase AAEL008004-like. Gene Ontology annotation, cellular component: endoplasmic reticulum membrane. The transcript is spliced from 7 exons. The record is from RefSeq and is a predicted model, not a curated record. The coding region runs from base 288 to 1130 and encodes 280 amino acids. Gene Ontology annotation, molecular function: fatty acid elongase activity. Gene Ontology annotation, biological process: sphingolipid biosynthetic process; fatty acid elongation, polyunsaturated fatty acid; fatty acid elongation, monounsaturated fatty acid. NCBI's taxonomy places the organism in Eukaryota, Metazoa, Arthropoda, Insecta, Hemiptera, Pseudococcidae.
UUUGUGGUACCGAUCGUAGCGCGAUGAAUAUUCAACAAAACCUUGGCAAUGAACGAUGUACUCCGAACUGGAAACUUACUUAGUCGAAUGUUUAAAAAAAAAAUAUUAAAAAUAUGUUUAGGGAAAUGACCUACAUAAUUUAGUAAAAUUACAUGUAUUUUUUUCAACUUCCUUUUGUGUGAAAUUUUCGCCUAUAUACUUGUGCCGCUAAAAUGAUUAAUUAAUCGUAUAGUUUUUUAUUAUCUAAUUUUUUUCCCAAUAAUUUAUCUUUAAUAAUAAAUUUACAAAUGACAUCGCUUAUAUGGAAAAGUGUCGAGUUAUUCGAUGAAAUAGAAAAAUAUGCGGAUCCACGAGUACGAAACUGGUUCUUAAUGGGGUCACCGAUCUCGCCGAUUGUCAUCAUAGUAUCGUAUUUAUACUUUGUACAAAAACUCGGCCCAUCGUUGAUGAAAAACAGAUCUCCGUUCAAAAUCGAAAAGAUAAUUAUUCUUUAUAACGCCGUUCAAGUGUUUCUAGCUGCGUAUAUCGUUAAAGAAGCUUGUCGAGUAUUAUGGUUUAGAGGAAAUUACAAUUUUCACUGUAUAGAAAUCGAUUACUCGGAUACAGAACAUGGAAGAGAGCAAGCCAGAGCAGUAUGGGUGUACUUCAUGACGAAAUUACUUGAUCUACUGGAUACGGUGUUUUUUGUAUUGAGAAAAAAACAAUCUCAAGUUACAUUUCUGCACGUGUAUCAUCAUACAUUAGUAUUCACUUUCGGAUGGUUUGUUACCAAGUAUUAUCCAGGAGGCCAUAUUGCAUUUUUCGGUACUGUAAAUGCAUUUGUCCACAUGAUAAUGUACACUUACUAUUUGAUCACAGCGUUGCAUUUGCUUAGCAAUAAAUCAUUAUGGUGGAAAAAAUACAUAACUCAAUUGCAACUGAUUCAAUUCAUCAUCACCGGUCUACACGCCAUGUUGGGUCUAUUCGCCACCAACUGUAACUUCCCAAAAUACCUAAUCGCUAUCGGAAUACCUCAAGACGUGUUUAUGUUUUGGUUAUUCUGGGACUUUUAUCGAAAAGCUUACCUUAGCCCGAAAAAAACUAAAAACUUGAACGGUACAAGUGCAGAAGUUAAAAAUAAAAAAGAGUGAAACCAACGUUCAAAAUUACUACUUACCUAAAAUUCAACAAGUCGUAAUAUUUAAUCAAUGUUUAUGUUUGUUUGUUUUUUUUUCUCUGUUUUUUUUUCUUGUUUUGUUUUAGUGUUUUAAAUAUACGUAAAUUUGUUCU